AUGGCUGGUCCAGAAGCACCAACAGAUUGUCGUCUUGAAUAUUUGGGUAUUUGUAUUCAAAAAUCAUUGAAAUUAAAACCAGAAAAAUGGGGAAGGCUACUACUUACCGAAGAAUAUCGAAAUGCUGUACUUGAUUUUUUGGAUAAUCCAUAUCCAGCAGCACUUUUUGUUGUUUUAACACCAAAUGCACAAUUAGUUGCAUCAUGCAGUUUUCCAAUACCUUGCCAACGAACAAAAGGUACUUACGCUGUAAAAAUAAAAAUGACACCAGUACCAAAAGAUUUAGUAAUUUGUUCGUCAAUGUUGAUUGUCGGUGAUUUAUCAAACAGAGUUGUUGAUGAACUAGCAACACUGGUUGAUAAUAUUUUUUCACCACUUUUAAGUAAAGCUGAGAAUCAUAAAUCAUUGCCUGAAAUUGCAAUGCAAGAUAUUUGUAGGCAUGUUCAUUCAAUUCAAGGAACAUUGUAUCAGGUUAAAGGACAAGUUAAUGGAAAAACUGUACUACCAAUGCCAGCUGGAAUGGAAAAAGUUGCUGAAGUUGAAAGAUUAGUAAGAGAAGAAGGACCACAAGCAGUUGAUUUAUAUCUUAAAAGUGCAAUUGAAGGUGUUGUUAUUAAAUGGGCAUAUUUAGUUAAUGACGUUGUCACCCAAGAGUCCAGUGUUGCUUUUGACAAUGGACAAAAUCCUGUACCAACAAUUGAACUAGAAUACUGGUCAAAACGUUUGACAAAUUUGAGAUAUAUAUUUGAUCAACUUCGUGUGGAUCGUGUUAGAAAAAUGGCAAUAAUAUUGGAAAAAACUGACAGUGCUUAUUAUCCAUGUUUUCGUACAUUAUUUGGUAAUGUUGUAUCUUCUCUUGCUGAGGCUAAAGAAAUAUCAUUGUAUUUGACACCACUGAGAAAAUGUUUCAAAGCUAUUGAAGAAAUUGAUUUUUCUGAGGCUAAGCCCAUAAUGGCCACUGUGAUUCACACUGUUGGCUUAGCAUGGGCAAAAUCUCGCUACUAUCAAAGCUCUUCCAAGUUGAUUAUCAUGUUCAGACAGAUAUCCAACCUGUUGAUACAAGAAGCACGACGUUUUCUUGAUCCUUCAUCAAUAUUUCAAAGUGAUGUUGAUGAAGCAUUACAAAGAGUACAAAUAUCAAGAGGAGUACUGGAAGAAUUUAAAAAUCAAUUUGAAUAUGUUAAACAUCAACCUGGACUCAAGCCAAAUGUUCCACCAUGGACAUUUAAUCCAUCAGCUGUAUUUUAUCGUCUAGAUGCAUUUUUAAAAAGAUUAGCUGAUAUUGAAUGGUUAUUUCAUACAGUUAUAGAAUUUUCAAAACUUGAAAAAAUUGAAAUUGGCGGAAUAUUGGGUCGUUCAUUGAGUGCAAGAAUUGUUGGUGUAUUUAAAGAAUUUCAACAACUAUUUGCUUCAUUUUCAGCAAGAGCAAGUGAUGUCCUUGAACCAGAUGAUGAAUCAUUUGCUGUAGAUUGUGCCAAAUUUGGUGAAUCAAUCACAGAUCUUGAUAGUAAAUUGGCAGCAAUUCUUUGCCAAGCUUUUGACGAUUGUAGUAAUCUCGAAAGUGCUUUCAAGUUGAUCAAUAUCGGUGGUACUGUCUUGGAUCGUUCAGUGAUUCGUAAGCAAUUUACAGACCGUUACUCCCGGAUAUACGAACUGCUGAAUAACGAAUUGACAAUGGUAGAGGUGCUGUUCAAUCGUGGUAUACGUGGAGCCAUGAACAGUUUUCCCCCUUUGACUGCAGAGUUACAAUUUACGAGCAUGCUGAGACAGCGAAUCGAUCUUCCUGUGCAGUCCUUCAAGAACCUCCAUAAUUCUAUUGUUGAAAGUCAAGAGGGACAAGAUAUUAUUUUGAGAUAUGAAAAAUUUUUAAAUACACUGAGUGAUAAAGAAUCUCAUUUAUUUAAAGAAUGGGUUGAUCGUGUUCCAACAAUUAUUGAAAAUGGAUUAAAAAGAACACUAUUAACACGAGAUCGAGGCUCAAUAUUAUUAAUGGUUAAUUUUGAUAUUGAAUUACUUGCUGUAUUAAAAGAAGUAAAUUAUUUAAAACAAAUAACUCAUUCAAAUAUUCCAAAUUUAGCAUUAAAUGUAUCUGAAGAAUCAGAGACAUUUAGAAAAUAUCGUACACUAUUAAAUAUAACUGUAAUGGCAUACAAUGAUAUUAGACGAACAUCCCAACAAGUUGAGUAUAAUUUAAUUGAGCUUGAAGUUGCAAGAAUCGAUUCUUUAGUAACAAGGGGAGAAAAAGAAUUGUGUUGGAAAUCAAAUGGAUUACCUGAUUAUAGCAAUGAGCUGAGUGGACUAGUACAAAGUUUGUGGAAAAGAUUAAAAGCAAUUCAAACAAAUGUUGAAAAAAUAAAAGAUAUUUUAGAGCCAUGGACAAAAACUCCAUUAAUUGAAAGAAAAGAUCAUAGAAAAGAUACACUUUUGUCAUUAGAUGAUAGAGAUGAAAAUAUAUCAAAACGUUAUUCUGAUAUGAAAAUUGCUGCUGAACGUAUUCAUGAACUUUUAAAAGAAAAUGAAUUAUUAUUUGAAAUAUCAAGUGAUAAUAAUGAUUCAUGGAAAGCAUAUGUAGCAUAUGUUGAUGAUAUUGUAACUGAGUCACUUCGUAAAACACUUGGCUGUUGUCUUAGCUAUCUGUCUGAAAAUAUUGAUCCGUCGUCUCACAAUGAACCACUUCUAGAAGCAAAACUUGAACUUCGUGAACCUGAUUUAUAUUACGAGCCAUCUUUAGAUCCAGAUGAUCCAGAUGGUCUUGAGCAAUUAAUCAUUGGACUUCUCAAUGACAUUAUGAAUAUGGUAACAAUUUUUCCUCGUUUAAAAACUGAUGCUAUUGGAUAUGGUCCAGAGCUUGAACAAGACGAUGAUAUUAAAGCUAUGAAAAAUGAAAUUUUAUCAAGUGUCUCAAAAGCAGUUGAUGAAGCCACAGAAUUUUGUGGGAUUUUUGAAGGAUACGCGUAUUUGUGGUUGGAAGAUCGUGAUAUUGUAAUGCAACAAUUUUUAGAAUAUAGUCGUCAAUUGUCAUUAGAUGAAAUGGAAAUGAUAACAUUACUUGAUCCAAAAGCACCACGAAAAAUACCACCAAAAAUGGAGCAAUUUCGUGAACAAAUUGAUCUUUAUGAGGGUUUAUAUCUUGAAAUUGAAGAAAUGAGCCCAUCAAAAAUUUUUUGUAGUUGGUUUCGAGUCAAUUUAAGACCAUUCAAGCAGUCUCUUCUCAACACUGUCUGUAAAUGGUCAAGUAUGUUUAAAAAACAUCUCGUUGAACGUGUCACAAGUAGUCUAUCUGAUUUAGGAAAUUUCAUAAGACUUGCUGAUGAAGGUUUAUUACAACAAAUAUCACCAGGUGAUUACGUGGGUCUUGUUAGUGUCAUGGGAUAUUUAAUGCAAGUUAAAGAACGCCAGCCAACAACAGAUGAAAUGUUUCAGCCACUUCAAGAGACUAUUGAACUACUAAAAUUUUACGAUCAAGAUAUAUCCGAAGAGGUCAAUGUUUUACUACAAGAAUUACCUGAACAAUGGGCAAAUACUAAAAAAUUAGCUCUCAUGGUUAAACAACAAGUUGCACCAUUACAAGCAAGUGAAGUAUCAAGAAUACGUGCAAGAAUAUCAGCAUUUGAUACAACAAUUGGUCAUUAUCGUGAAGCAUUUCGUCGUUAUGGUUUUUUUAAAUAUGAUUGUCGUAAUUCAUAUGAUCAAUUGGAUGAAACGGACAGAGAAAUAUGUAUGCUUGAGCGUCAAAUGAGUGAUAUUCAAGAAUCAGCAUCACUCUUUGAAGUAACUGUACCAGAAUUUAAACAAUUAAAACAAUGUAGACGUGAAUUAAAAAUGUUAAAACAAUUAUGGGAUUAUGUUAAUAUUGUACACAGCAGUAUUGAAGGAUGGAAAACAACACCAUGGCGUAAAAUUGACGUUGAAAAUAUGGAUAUUGAGUGUAAAAAAUUUGCCAAAGAAAUACGAGCUCUUGAUAAAGAAAUGAGACCAUGGGAUACAUAUGUAUCACUUGAGGCAACUGUAAAAAAUAUGUUGACAUCAUUACGUGCUGUUGGUGAACUUCAAAAUCCAGCAAUACGUGAAAGACAUUGGAGACAAUUGAUGAACAGUACUAAGAGACUUGGCGAUAUGACUCCAGAAAUGACAGUACGUUUUGUCAUGGAUGACACAACGACACUGGCUGAUUUACUUGAAUUGAGUCUUCAUGAAUGCGAAGAAGAAGUUAAAAAUAUUGUGGAUAAAGCUGUUAAAGAAAUGUCUAUGGAAAAAUAUCUUAGAGAAUUAAAUUCUACUUGGUCAGCAAUGGAAUUUGAGAGAGAAAUUCAUCAACGUACUGGAGCAACUUUAUUAAGAGCAAGCGAAGAACUUAUUGAAACUUUAGAAGAGAAUCAGGUACAACUACAAAAUCUUAUAACAUCAAAAUUUAUUGCUCAUUUUUUGGGUGAAGUUUCUGGCUGGCAAAAAAAAUUAUUUAUAGCUGAUCAAGUUACAACAGUAUGGUUUGAAGUUCAACGUACAUGGAUGCAUUUGGAGAGUAUAUUUAUGUCAUCUGAAGAUAUUAGAAAACAAUUACCAGUUGAUGCUGAACGUUUUAAUAGAAUUGAUGAUGAAUUUAAAAAAAAAACAAUGGAAAUGUCUAAAACACCAAAUGUCGUUGAGGCAACAAAUAAAGAUGGACUUGCAUCAUCACUUGAUGUAUUACAAAAAGAAUUAGUAUUAUGUGAAAAAGCACUUGCUGAAUAUUUAGAAACAAAAAGACUUGCAUUUCCAAGAUUUUAUUUUGUAUCAUCCAGUGAUUUAUUGGAUAUAUUGUCAAAUGGUAAUCAGCCACAAGUUGUUGCUAAACAUUUAACAAAAUUAUUUGAUUCAAUGGCUAGACUUAAAUUUGUUUCAAGCAACGAUAAUAGUACUACACAAGUGGUUGAAGGCAUGUAUGCAAAAGAUGGUGAAUAUGUAGCUUUUGCAAAUUGUGAAAUGUAUUGUGAUGGACCAGUUGAAGUAUGGUUAAAUCGUUUACAACGUGCAAUGCGUGUAUCAAUACGACAUUAUUUUGGUGAAGCAGUUGUUGGCUAUGAAGAAAAACCACGUGAACAAUGGCUAUUUGAUUAUCCAGCCCAGGUAUCACUUUGUGGUACUCAAAUAUGGUGGACAACUGAGGUAAAUUUAGCAUUUUCACGUCUUGAAGAAGGCUAUGAUAAUGCCUUGAAAGAUUAUUUAAAAAAACAAAUAUCACAACUCAGUACAUUAAUAACACUUUUACUUGGUGAAUUAUCAAAACAAGAUCGUCAAAAAGUUAUGACAAUAUGUACAAUUGAUGUACAUUCAAGAGAUGUUGUUGCUAAACUUGUUCAAGCUAAAGUUGAAACAGCACAAGCAUUUCAAUGGCAAAGUCAACUUCGUCAUCGUUGGGAUGAAAAAGAAAAAGAUUGUUUUGCAAAUAUUUGUGAUGCUCAAUUUAAAUAUUCACAUGAAUAUUUAGGUAAUACACCAAGACUAGUUAUUACACCAUUGACAGAUAGAUGUUAUAUAACUUUAACACAAUCAUUACAUUUGGUUAUGGGUGGAGGUCCAGCAGGUCCAGCUGGUACAGGAAAAACAGAAACAACAAAAGAUCUUGGAAGAGCACUUGGUAUUAUGGUUUAUGUUUUUAAUUGCUCUGAACAAAUGGAUUAUAAAUCAUGUGGUAAUAUUUACAAGGGUCUUGCACAAACUGGAGCAUGGGGAUGUUUUGAUGAAUUUAAUAGAAUAUCAGUUGAGGUAUUAUCAGUUGUUGCUGUACAAGUAAAAUCUGUACAAGAUGCAAUACGUGAUAAAAAAAAAACAUUUAAUUUUAUGGGUGAAAUAAUUGCCCUGGAAACAAGUGUUGGUAUAUUUAUAACAAUGAAUCCAGGCUAUGCUGGUCGUACAGAAUUACCAGAAAAUUUAAAAGCAUUAUUUCGUCCUUGUGCAAUGGUUGUUCCUGAUUUUGAAUUAAUAUGUGAAAUAAUGUUAGUUGCUGAAGGUUUUCAAGAGGCAAGAAUAUUAGCUAGAAAAUUUAUAACAUUAUAUACAUUAUGUAAAGAAUUAUUAUCAAAACAAGAUCAUUAUGAUUGGGGAUUAAGAGCAAUUAAAUCAGUACUUGUUGUUGCUGGUAGUUUAAAACGUGGUGAUCCAGAAAGACCAGAAGAAGAAGUAUUAAUGCGUGCAUUAAGAGAUUUUAAUAUUCCAAAAGUUGUAUCUGAUGAUUUACCAGUAUUUAUGGGUUUAAUUGCUGAUUUAUUUCCAGCACUUGAUGUACCAAGAAAACGUGAUGUUGAAUUUGAAAAAACAGUUAAACAAGCAGCUGCUGAUUUAUUAUUACAACCAGAAGAUGGUUUUAUAUUAAAAGUUGUACAACUUGAAGAAUUACUUGAAGUAAGACAUUCAGUAUUUAUAAUUGGUACUGCUGGAUCUGGUAAAACACAAGUAUGGAGAACGCUAUUUAGAACAUAUCAAAAUAUUAAAAAAAAACCAAUAUACAAUGAUUUAAAUCCAAAAGCCGUGACAAAUGAUGAGCUAUUUGGUAUUAUUAAUCCAGCAACAAGAGAAUGGAAAGAUGGCUUAUUUUCAGUUAUCAUGAGAGAACAAGCAAAUUUAGGUGGUGAUAAUGCAAAGUGGAUAAUAUUAGAUGGUGAUAUUGAUCCAAUGUGGAUUGAAUCAUUAAAUACUGUUAUGGAUGAUAAUAAAAUUUUAACAUUAGCUAGUAAUGAAAGAAUUGCAUUGACACCAGCAAUGAGAUUAUUAUUUGAAAUUUCAAAUUUACGUACAGCAACACCAGCAACUGUUUCAAGAGCUGGUAUAUUAUAUAUUAAUCCACAAGAUCUUGGCUGGAAUCCAUAUGUUACAAGUUGGAUUGAAACUAGAACAAUACCAGCUGAAAAAUCAAAUCUUGUUAUUUUAUUUGAUAAAUAUAUACCAAUAUGUCUUGAAACAUUAAGAACAAGAUUUAAAAAAAUAACACCAAUUGCAGAUAUGGCACAUGUUGAAAUGUUAUGUCAUUUAUUAAAUUGUUUAUUAAAACCUGAAUUAACAGCAAAUGAUUUUACAAAAGAUCAUUAUGAACUUUAUUUUGUAUUUGCAGCAGUAUGGGCAUUUGGAUCAGCAAUGUUUCAAGAUCAAACAAUUGAUAAUAGAGUUGAAUAUACUAAAUGGUGGGUUAAUGAAUUUAAACAAAUUAAAUUUCCACCACAAGGUACAGUAUUUGAUUAUUACAUUGAUAAUGAAACAAAAGAAUUUGUACAUUGGUCAGAAAAAGUACCGAAAUUUGAACUUGAUCCAGAUAUGCCAUUACAAGCAGCACUUGUAUAUACAUCUGAAUCAAUUAGAAUUAAAUAUUUUUUAGAUAUUUUAAUGGCUGAAAAACAUCCAGUUAUGCUUGUUGGUACAGCUGGUUGUGGUAAAACUGUAUUGGUGUCUGAAAAAUUACUUCAAUUGUCUGAUAAUUAUACAGUUGCAAAUGUUCCAUUUAAUUUUUAUACAUCAUCUGAAAUGUUACAAAAAAUAUUAGAAAAACCAUUGGAAAAAAAAGCUGGAAGAAAUUAUGGUCCACCAGGUAACAAGACAUUGAUAUAUUUUGUUGAUGAUUUAAAUAUGCCUGAGGUUGAUAAUUAUGGAACAGUUCAACCACAUACAUUGAUAAGACAACAUUUAGAUUAUGGACACUGGUAUGAUAGAACUAAACUUUCAUUAAAAGACAUUCAUAAUUGUCAGUAUGUCAGUUGUAUGAAUCCAACUGCUGGUUCAUUUACAAUUAAUCCAAGAUUACAACGUCAUUUUGCUGUUUUUGCUGUUAAUUUUCCAAAUCAUGAUUCAUUGACAACUAUAUACUCUUCUAUUUUAUCACAGCAUCUAGCAAAUCUUGAGCAUCGAUUUCCUCUGAUAGUAACAGAAAUGUGUAAAAAUAUUGUACAAGCAUCUCUUCAAAUACAUCAUCGAUGUGCACAAGUGUUUCUUCCAACAGCAACAAAAUUUCAUUAUAUUUUUAAUCUACGUGAUUUAUCAAAUUGCUUUCAAGGAAUGUUAUUUAGUGGCAAUGAAUGUUUACAGACACCCAUUGAUAUAAUACGUCUUUGGAUGCAUGAAACUUAUCGAGUUUAUGGUGACAAAUUAACAGAUGAAAAAGACAUUGAUAGUUUUAGUAAAAUGCAAAUUGAUAUUUUAAAAAAAAAUACUGAAGAUGUUGAUGAAAGUGCUGUACUAGAAAAACCUAAUAUUUACUGUCAUUUUGCAGGUGGUGUGGGUGAGCCAAAGUAUAUGCCAGUAAAAGAUUGGACAACUCUUCAUCGUUUGCUAUCUGAAGCACUAAUGAGCUACAAUGAUUUAGUAUCAGCAAUGAAUUUAGUACUAUUUGAAGAUGCAAUGAUGCAUGUAUGUCGUAUUAAUAGAAUUUUAGAAUCACCAAGAGGAAGUGCAUUGUUAGUUGGUGUUGGUGGUUCAGGAAAACAAAGUCUUUCACGUCUUGCAGCAUUUAUAAGUUCACUAGAAGUAUCACAAAUACAAUUAAAAAAAGGAUAUGGUAUAUUUGAUUUAAAAAUUGAACUUGCUGCACUUUAUAUGAAAUCAGGAUUAAAAAAUAUUGGUAUUAUGUUUUUAAUGACUGAUGCACAAGUACCAAAUGAACAAUUUUUAGUAUUAAUUAAUGAUAUGCUAGCAUCUGGUGAAGUACCUGAUUUAUUUCCAGAAGAUGAAGUUGAAAAUAUUAUAGCAGGUGUAAGAAAUGAGGUAAAAGGAGCAGGAAUAUUAGAUACCCGAGAGAACUGUUGGAAAUUUUUUAUCGACCGCGUUAGACGUCAGCUAAGAGUUGUAUUGUGUUUUUCACCAGUUGGUUCAACUUUACGAGUUAGAUCUAGAAAAUUUCCAGCAAUUAUAAAUUGUACCGCAAUUAAUUGGUUUCAUGAAUGGCCUCAAGAAGCACUUAUGUCUGUUUCAAAACGUUUUCUUGAAGUAGUCAAUGAACUACCUGAAAAUUACAGAGAAUCAGCAUCAAAAUUUAUGGCUCAUGCUCACACAAGUGUUAAUACAGCAAGUCGUUUAUAUUUAGCAGGAGAAAGACGUUACAAUUAUACAACACCAAAAUCAUUUUUAGAACAAAUUAGUUUAUAUGGUAAACUUUUAAAAUCAAAAGCACGUGAAUUAAGAGGUCGUAUUGAAAGAUUAGAAAAUGGUUUAGCAAAAUUAAAAUCAACAGCAGCACAAGUUGAUGAAUUAAAAGAAAAAUUAGCAAUACAAGAAAUUGAAUUACAACAAAAAAAUGAAGCUGCUGAUGCUUUAAUAACAAUUGUUGGUAUUGAAACAGAUAAAGUACAAAAAGAAAAAGCAUUAGCUGAUGAGGAAGAAUCAAAAGUUGCCGUAAUUGCUGAAGAAGUAUUGAAGAAACAGCGUGACUGUGAAGCAGACUUGCUGAAAGCAGAACCAGCAUUACUUGCAGCACAAGAGGCUUUAAACACACUUAAUAAAGCAAAUCUUACUGAAUUAAAGUCAUUUGGUUCACCACCGGGUGCCGUGACCAAUGUCACUGCCGCAGUAAUGGUCCUUCUUGCACCAGGUGGCAAGGUGCCAAAGGACAGAAGUUGGAAAGCCGCCAAGAUUACAAUGGCAAAAGUAGAUGCAUUUUUAGAUGGACUUAUAAAUUAUGAUAAAGAGGAUAUUCAUCCAGAAGUUAUAAAAGCCAUACAGCCAUAUCUUAAAGAUUCAGAAUUUGAACCAGAAUUUAUUAGAUCAAAGUCAGCUGCUGCUGCUGGACUAUGUGCAUGGGUCAUAAAUAUUAUUAAAUUUUAUGAAGUUUUUUGUGAUGUUGAACCAAAAAGAAAAGCUCUUGCACAAGCUAAUGCUGAAUUGGCAGCAGCUCAAGAAAAAUUAAGUGGUAUCAAACGUAAAGUUGCUUCAUUGGAAGAGCAAUUAGCCAAACUCACAGCAGACUUUGAACAGGCAAUAGCUGAGAAACUCAAAUGUCAGCAAGAAGCAGACGCAACUAACGCUAUUAUAGCUUUGGCUAAUCGAUUAGUCGGAGGUCUUGCAUCAGAAAAUAUACGUUGGGCUGAUUCUGUUGCCAAUUUGGUACAACAAGGAUUAACAUUACCUGGUGAUGUACUAUUAGUUACAGCAUUUAUAUCAUAUGUUGGCUGUUUUACAAAAUCAUUUCGUCUUGAUCUUUUAAAUAAACAAUGGUUACCCUAUCUACGUACAAUUGAACCUGAGGUACCAAUUACUGAGGGUCUUGAUGUUCUUACUCUUCUUACAAAUGACACUCAAAUUGCUAAAUGGAAUAAUGAGGGUUUACCAAAUGAUCGUAUGUCAACUGAAAAUGCUACUAUUUUAACAAAUUCUGAUAGAUGGCCAUUAAUGAUUGAUCCACAGCUGCAAGGUAUUAAAUGGAUUAAACAAAAAUAUGGUGAUGAAUUGAAGGUAAUUAGAUUGGGACAACGUGGUUAUUUAGAUGUUAUUGAACAAUCAUUGGCAGCUGGAGCAACAGUACUUGUAGAAAAUAUAGGUGAAUCUGUUGAUCCAGUUUUAGAUCCUUUGUUAGGUCGUAAUCUUAUAAAAAAAGGUCGAGCUAUAAAAAUUGGUGACAAGGAAGUUGAAUAUAAUCCAACAUUUAGACUUUUGUUACAAACAAAAUUAGCAAAUCCUCAUUAUAAACCAGAAAUGCAAGCACAAACAACGUUAAUUAAUUUUACUGUUACAAGAGAUGGUUUAGAGGAUCAAUUAUUAGCUGAAGUUGUUAAAGCAGAACGUCCUGAUCUUGAAGAAUUAAAAGCUGAUUUAACAAGACAACAAAAUGAUUUUAAAAUAACACUAAAUGGCCUUGAAGAUUCUUUACUAUCUAGACUUUCAUCAGCUGAUAGUAAUGUUUUGGGUGAUACUGCAUUAGUCGAAAAUUUAGAAACAACAAAAAGAACAGCAGCUGAAAUUGAAGUAAAAGUAACAGAAGCACGUGGUACAAGUAAAGAAAUUGAUGCAGCUAGAGAAUUAUAUAGACCAGCAGCAGCACGUGCAUCAUUACUUUAUUUUAUUCUUAAUGAAUUAAAUACAAUAAAUCCAAUAUAUCAAUUUUCAUUAAAAGCAUUUAGUGUUGUUUUUCAAAAAGCUAUAUUGAAAGCUGAUCCAGCUCCUGAUGUUACAAGCAGAGUUAUAAAUCUCAUUGAAUGUAUAACAUACUCAGUAUUUAUGUAUACAACAAGAGGUCUAUUUGAAUGUGACAAGUUAAUUUUUACAUCACAAAUGGCAUUUCAAAUUCUUUUAACAAGAAAAGAAAUAUUACCAGCUGAAUUAGAUUUUCUUCUUCGUUUUCCAAUUAUUCCACAUGUCACAUCACCAGUUGAUUUUUUAACAAAUUCUAGUUGGGGUGGUAUAAGAAGUCUUGCAACGAAAGAUGAUUUUAGAAAUUUAGAUAGGGAUAUUGAAACUUCAUCAAAAAGAUGGAAAAAAUUUGUUGAAUGUGAAUGUCCAGAGAGAGAAAAAUUUCCACAAGAAUGGAAAAAUAAAACUUCUUUACAAAGAUUAUGUAUGCUUCGUGCUUUACGCCCUGACAGAAUGACAUACGCAAUAUCAGCAUUUAUUGAAGAUAAACUUGGUGUUAAAUAUGUCGAGGGUAAAUCAGUUGAAUUUUCAAAAUCUUUUGAAGAAACAAGUCCAUCAACACCAAUAUUUUUUAUCCUAUCACCAGGAGUAAAUCCUCUCAAAGAUGUAGAAGAUUUAGGUCAUCGUUUGGGUUUUUCAUCAGAUGCACAAAAUUUUCAUAAUGUAUCACUUGGCCAAGGACAAGAAUCAGUUGCUGAAAAUGCAAUGGAUAUUGCAUCAAAAUCAGGUCAUUGGGUUGUAUUACAAAAUAUACAUCUUGUAAAAAAAUGGCUACCGUCAUUGGAAAAAAAAUUAGAAAUAUCAGCUGAAGGAUCACAUAUUAAUUAUCGUGUAUUUAUGAGUGCUGAACCAGCAAGUACACCAGCUGGUCAUAUUAUACCACAGGGUGUUUUAGAAUCAUCAAUUAAAAUAACAAAUGAACCACCAACUGGAAUGCAAGCAAAUUUACACAAGGCACUUGAUAAUUUUACUCAAGAAACACUUGAAAUGUGUACUAAAGAAGCUGAAUUUAAAUCAAUAUUAUUUUCAUUGUGUUAUUUUCAUGCUGUUGUUGCUGAAAGAAGAAAAUUUGGACCACAAGGUUGGAAUAAAAUAUAUCCAUUUAAUGUUGGUGAUCUUAAUAUAAGUGUUAGUGUACUUUAUAAUUAUCUUGAGGCAAGUCCACGUGUACCAUGGGAAGAUUUAAGAUAUUUAUUUGGUGAAAUUAUGUAUGGUGGUCAUAUAACUGAUGAUUGGGAUCGUCGUUUAUGUGUAUCAUAUCUUGAAGAAUUAAUGCAACCAGAUUUAGUUGAUGGAGAAUUACAAUUAGCACCUGGUUUUCCUGCACCACCAAAUACAGACCUUACUGGUUACCAUGCCUACAUUGACGAAUCAAUUCCAGCUGAGUCACCCUAUCUAUAUGGUUUACAUCCAAAUGCUGAAAUUGGAUUUCUGACAACAACAUCGGAAAAUUUGUUUAGAACUGUUUUUGAAAUGCAGCCAAGAGAUGCUGGUGAUUCUGGUGGACAAACAGUCACCAGAGAAGACAAAGUCAAACAAAUACUUGAUGAAAUUGUAGAAAAAUUACCAGAAGAAUUCAACAUGAUUGAUAUAAUGGCCAAGGUUGAAGAACGUACACCCUAUGUCAUUGUGGCAUUUCAAGAGUGUGAGAGAAUGAAUGGCUUGACUGGUGAAAUUAAACGUUCCCUCAGAGAAUUAGAUCUUGGCUUGAAGGGUGAAUUGACCAUAACAUCGGAUAUGGAAGAUUUAGAAAAUGCACUAUUUUUAGAUCAAGUACCAGCUAUAUGGUCACAAAGAGCAUACCCAUCACUGCUUGGUUUGACAGCAUGGUUUGUUGAUCUUUUACUUCGUUUACGUGAACUUGAAACAUGGUCAACUGAUUUUGCACUUCCAUCAUCAGUUUGGUUAGCUGGUUUUUUUAAUCCACAAUCAUUAUUAACAGCAAUAAUGCAAUCAACAGCAAGACGACAAGAAUUACCACUUGAUAAAAUGUGUUUACAGUGUGAUGUUACAAAAAAAAAUAAAGAAGAAUUUACUUCUGCCCCGAGAGAUGGUGCUUAUGUACAUGGUAUUUUUAUGGAAGGUGCAAGAUGGGAUUCACAAACUGGAUUAUUAAUGGAUUCUAGACCAAAAGAAUUAUUUCCAAUGCUACCAGUUAUUAAUGUUCGUGCAAUAACACAAGACAAACAAGACUUACGCAAUAUGUAUGAAUGUCCAUUGUAUAAAACACGAACACGUGGUCCAACUUAUGUUUGGACAUUUAAUCUCAAAUCAAAAGACAAACCAGCUAAGUGGACAUUAGCUGGUGUUGCUCUUUUACUUCAAACUUAA
Molecule: messenger RNA, 13416 nt
Organism: Aphidius gifuensis
Lineage: Eukaryota; Metazoa; Arthropoda; Insecta; Hymenoptera; Braconidae
Gene: Dhc93AB
Product: dynein beta chain, ciliary
Exons: 33
Coding region: 1-13416 (4471 amino acids)
Biological process (GO): microtubule-based movement
Cellular component (GO): dynein complex
Molecular function (GO): dynein intermediate chain binding; dynein light intermediate chain binding; minus-end-directed microtubule motor activity
Source: RefSeq, a predicted model, not a curated record